CGCUCACACACACACUACCGUUACGGUAGAAAUGCCCGUGAGGAAAACGAGAUCGGCCCCCCCCUCCCUUCAUCCCCACGAUUUUGGGUUCUGGGGCUUUUUUUCUUCUUUUUCUUUUGCGCGUUUCUGCUGCUUAGGUGCGGCUGAAGGGGGGAGGGUCGUUAACGGGGGUUAGCAAGCGAUGGGAUGAAGGGGGGGGGUAGACUAUCAGUCUGGGCGUUGAGAAGUGAUCCCGCGAGGGGUUUUUUUUUAUAGUUAUUACCGGUAUCAGACAGUGUGAUAUGAUACGAUAGGGGGUUUUACCAUGGAGAGGGGGAAGGGGUGAGCUGGAUAGGCUGGGGAUUAUUCUAGAUUUGGUGUUGUGCUCUACUGUGCUCUAGUCUAAAUUACUGUGCUCCGUCU
Molecule: messenger RNA, 402 nt
Organism: Tuber melanosporum (Perigord truffle)
Lineage: Eukaryota; Fungi; Ascomycota; Pezizomycetes; Pezizales; Tuberaceae
Exons: 1
Coding region: 32-175 (47 amino acids)
Source: RefSeq, a predicted model, not a curated record